AUGUUUUACGAUUUGAAUGUUCCGUAUGCCGCGGAUGACCAUGAGAUCUCCCAAACGCUGAGCUUUUUGGCCGAACUCGGUUACACAACAGUAGCUCUCUCUCAGACGAUCACAGGAAAGCUGCCUUCCAAUAUCAACCCUCCGAAACUGCCCACCAACCCGCCGACAUCCCUCAAGCUUCUCACCCGCCUGAACCUGACGCUUUCCGACCCCGCGCAAAACCAGCGGCUGACCAGCCUCACUCAGUUAUAUGACAUCAUUGCGGUGCGACCUCUCAACGAGAAGAUGCUCCUGAACGCCUGCACGAACCUCGAGUGCGAUGUGAUCUCGCUGGACCUCUCUGUGAGACAGCCAUACCACUUCAAAUUCAAGAUGCUGUCGGCUGCGAUAGCACGUGGCAUUCGCCUGGAGAUCUGCUAUGGGCCAGGCGUCACGGGUAGUGGCGCUGAUGCACGACGAAACCUUAUCGGGAAUGCAAUGGCGCUGAUCCGAGCGACGCGUGGCAGGGGCAUCAUUGUGUCGAGUGAGGCAAGGCGGGCACUUGGGGUGCGCGCCCCGUGGGAUGUGAUCAAUCUGACGUGUGUCUGGGGUCUGUCACAGGAGCGGGGCAAGGAAGCCAUCUGCGAGGAGGCAAGGAAAGUGGUUGCUCUCGCGAAGCUGAAGCGGACAAGCUGGCGCGGAGUCAUCGAUGUGGUCCAUGGGGGACAAGCAGGCACGAAAGAGGAGUCGGCCACGAAACAAAAACAAUCUUCCAGGAAGAAAGUGGUGGAGAAACAGACCGAGAUGGUUGCUGGAGAUAGUCUGAAGCGGAAAGCGUCCGUGAGCUCGGAACUCGUCGCGGAAGAGCCCGAGAAACCUUUGUCGAAGAGAGAGAUGAAGCGCAGGGCGAAGAAGGCCCGUCUAGACGCGCGAGGAGGGGUCCUCGACUCCAACAAGGUCUCUACCGAAUAA
Molecule: messenger RNA, 951 nt
Organism: Penicilliopsis zonata CBS 506.65
Lineage: Eukaryota; Fungi; Ascomycota; Eurotiomycetes; Eurotiales; Aspergillaceae
Exons: 2
Coding region: 1-951 (316 amino acids)
Biological process (GO): tRNA processing
Cellular component (GO): nucleolar ribonuclease P complex
Molecular function (GO): RNA binding
Source: RefSeq, a predicted model, not a curated record